Molecule: messenger RNA, 681 nt
Organism: Colias croceus (clouded yellow)
Lineage: Eukaryota; Metazoa; Arthropoda; Insecta; Lepidoptera; Pieridae
Exons: 2
Coding region: 241-639 (132 amino acids)
Source: RefSeq, a predicted model, not a curated record
UAGUCAGUUAUAGCACAUGUCAAAGCAUUAAUAAAUUUAGAACCUUACUCCACUUACUCGCACUUAUGUUACUUAUUAAACAUUCUUACUUUGUCACGAAUACAAUUGCUGACUUAUCAAGAAAUGCUAAUUUAACCAUCCGCUUUCCUUCAUUCGUUAUCAAUCGGUUAUUACAAUUCUAAGGAAUGCCUCUACACAUUUGUUGUGCAGUAACGAGCUGUUAGCAACAUUCCCAGUGAAAUGUCUUGUAAGAUCUUGUUCAUGAUCUUUGUUGUGCUCAACGUUAUAUUUGUUGCUAGCGAAGACCUCUAUGACAAUACUAAAGAGAGUUACAUAACAAUUUUAACAGAAGAAUACUUUAAUAUAUUCAAAAACCUUCCUACAAUCUUUGAAUAUUUAGCCGUAAUAAUGGGAAAUGAUCAUAAAGACACAGUAAAAGAUGAUAUUACAGAAACAAAUGAUAGAGAAAAACGUGAUAUUAAAGAUGAUGAUGAAAAUAAUAUAAGUGAUGAUGAUAUUCUUUCCUAUGAAUCAUCAUUUGCACCAAGAUUAGGACUUACACCUGAAGAAAUAGUGGAACAAAUUCAUAAAAUUGAACAUGAGUUAGAAGAAUAUAAUAAUAAAUGUUCAGCAGAUUGAAAUAAAUUUGUAUGUGAAAAUAACAUAAUAAUAAAUAUCAAA